Molecule: messenger RNA, 2490 nt
Organism: Arctia plantaginis
Lineage: Eukaryota; Metazoa; Arthropoda; Insecta; Lepidoptera; Erebidae
Source: the annotation of a GenBank genome assembly
AUGGCGGUGUGGUGCGGCGUGCGUAUUCUGCCGCUUGAGCGUCGCGUCUACUCCAUUACGCUUGUGAUAGAUCCAAACACAGCUUUCCUACGAGCGGCUCGCGCUGGACAGCUCGACACAGUGGUCGACCUGCUCGACUCCGGCGCAGUCAAAGAUAUAAACACUUGUAAUUCGAACGGGCUGAAUGCUCUCCACCUCGCAGCUAAAGAUGGCCACAUCUCCGUCGUGGAGGAGCUACUCAAAAGGGGCGCCACUGUCGAUGCUGCUACCAAAAAAGGCAACACAGCCCUGCACAUAGCAUGCCUCGCAGGACAGGAAGCAGUAGCGCAGGCGCUGCUCGGCGCGGGGGCAAAGGCCGACGCACAGUCCGCGGCUGGCUUCACCCCCCUAUACAUGGCCGCACAGGAAAACCAUGCGGGGUGUGUCAAAAUGCUCCUCGCUGCUGGUGCCAGCCAGACCUUGGCGACCGAGGAUGGCUUCACUCCUUUGGCAGUGGCAAUGCAGCAGGGCCACGAUCGAGUGGUAGCCGAACUACUUGAAUCCGACACACGAGGGAAAGUUCGACUACCGGCGCUACACAUCGCCGCGAAGAAAAAUGACGUCAAAGCAGCCACAUUGCUUUUAGAAAACGAACACAAUCCAGAUGCAUGCUCAAAAUCUGGCUUCACCCCCCUCCACAUAGCAGCCCACUACGGCAAUGUUGGAGUGGCAAGAGCUUUACUAUCGGCGGGUGCGGACGCCGGACGAGCUGCCAAACACAACAUCACACCGCUACACGUCGCUAGCAAAUGGGGGCAGCUCGCCAUGCUAGACCUGCUUGUUGAGAAUGGUGCAAACAUAGCCGCUGUGACUCGUGAUGGCUUGACUCCACUACAUUGCGCAGCACGUUCUGGCCACAGUAAUGUCGUAUCACGACUAUUGCAGCACGGGGCACCCAUCACUAGUAAAACAAAGAACGGUUUAACCCCUCUCCACAUGUCUGUGCAAGGCGAACACGUGGAGACGGCCAAAGUUCUACUCACUGAAGGUGCUCCAAUAGAUGACGUCACAGUUGACUAUCUCACUGCCUUACAUGUUGCUGCUCACUGCGGACAUGUUAAGGUGGCCAAGCUUCUUCUAGACAGAAACGCGGACGCCAACGCUCGAGCUCUGAACGGCUUUACACCUCUACAUAUCGCGUGCAAGAAGAAUCGGCUAAAAGUUGUCGAAUUACUGCUUAAAUAUGGUGCCAGCAAGUCUGCCACGACGGAGUCGGGUCUGACGCCGCUGCACGUGGCGUCGUUCAUGGGCUGCAUGAACAUCGCGCUGGUGCUGGUGGGCGCGGGCGCGGCGGCCGACGCGGCCACGGCGCGCGGGGAGACGCCGCUGCACCUCGCCGCGCGCGCGCACCAGACCGACCUCGUGCGCGUGCUGCUCAGGAACAACGCCAAGGUGGACGCUCGAGCUCGCGAGGAACAAACUCCGCUCCACGUAGCCGCUCGACUGGGUCACGCCGAUAUUGCGGCGCUGCUUCUCCAACAUGGUGCUGACGUCACAGCCACCACCAAGGACAAGUACACACCACUGCACAUUGCUGCAAAAGAGGGCAAAGAAGAAGUAGCAGCCAUUCUCCUGGAUAACAACGCGCCUAUUGAAGCAGAAACUCGUAAAGGUUUCACUCCACUGCACCUGGCCGCUAAGUACGGAGACACGGGGGUGGCCAGGCUGUUGUUGGCCCGCGGUGCAUCCCCCGAUGCGCCUGGCCGCUCCCACAUAACACCGUUACACAUGGCUACAUAUUACGGACAUCCAGAUAUAGCUUUGUUGUUAUUAGAUAAAGGUGCAUCGCCACAUUCUCUGGCGAAGAACGGUCACUCAGCGCUCCACAUCGCUUGUCGGCACAACCACCCCGAUAUCGCCUUCGCACUGCUCGAACAUGAUGCGGAUCCCAGUGUCAAGUCCAAGGCUGGCUUUACACCCCUACACAUGGCAGCGCAGGAGGGGCACGAAGACUGCGUAGAGAUGUUGAUCGAACGAGGAGCGGACGUCAAUGUGCCGGCUAAUAAUGGUCUGACGCCGGUGCACCUGGCGGCGGCGGAGGGGCGGUCGGGCGUGCUGCGCGCGCUGCUGGCGGCGGGCGGGCACGUGUCGGCGCGCACGCGGGACGGCUACACGCCGCUGCACGCCGCCGCGCACCACGGCCACCACGCCGCCGCCAAGGCGCUGCUGGCCGCGCGCGCAGACGUGCACGCGCGCGCCGCGCACGGAUUCACACCAUUACACCAAGCGGCGCAACAGGGCCACACGCUUAUCAUACAACUGCUGUUAAAGAGCAACGCCGAUCCGAACGCACUAUCUGCUAAUGGACAGACAGCUUGCGCAAUCUCGGACAGACUCGGAUACAUCAGCGCUGUUGAGGCGUUGCGACCCGUAACUGAAAACACCUUGAGUCAAGCUGUCGGCGAUACUGGUAAGUUCAAAAUUUAUUUUGCUUUACGGCUUGAACUUUGA